CUAAUGAAACAAAACUAGAGUGUUUGGGUGCAGCUAAAACACAGUCUGAUGAAACAAAAAUAGAGUGUUUGGGUGAAGCUAAAACACAGUCUGAUGCUGCAGUUGGAUUCCAGCUUAAAGUUAACAGAGAUGCUGCAUUAAUCUACGGUCACUUUAGAAAAACUAAAAGUUUUCUUACUAUUGGCAUCCCAACAAUGCAAAGACCUGGAAUUAGUUAUUUAGAGAAAACUUUAGAAUCUUUAAUAAUGUUUACAAGCGAUCAGGAACGACUGGAAAUCGUGAUUGCUUUAUACAUGGCAGAUGAAAAUCAAACAUAUGUAGACUUUACAGCAAAUGAUAUUCACAAAAAAUACCAAAAGUAUUUGGAUUCAGGAUUUUUACACAUAUUUCACUAUCACGAACAAACAUUUCCCGACUUUAAUAGUUUAUCCCGCACAUUUAAUGAUGCGACCGAGCGAGUUACUUGGAGAAGCAAGCAAAAUAUAGAUUAUGCGUACAUGUUUAUGUACAGCCACAAUAUUUCUGAGUAUUAUAUUCAGUUGGAAGAUGAUAUACAAGCCACCCCAAAUUAUUUUAAUAAAAUAAAAAGUUUUAUUUCAACGAUGAAUAAAAAACGCGUCAAAUGGUUUUGUCUAGAUUUCUGUAAUCUUGGAUUUGUUGGAAAACUAGUACGUAAUGAUGAACUAUUAGUUUUGGCAAAGUUUCUGUUAAUGUUUUAUAACGAACAACCAGGUGACAACUUACUGGGAUAUCUUAAGCACAUAAAAACACAGUUUAAAGAUAUAAGACACAAACCGUCAUUAUUUCAACAUGUCGGUGUUAUAUCAUCACUCAGAGGUAAAAAGCAGUUUUUGCAAGAUGGAACAUUGAAAAAGAAAUCUUCUAAAAAACGAUUUUAUAAUGACAACCCUCCAGCAAAUAUUGAAACAACGAUUGAAACCUUCGAAAACCAUUUUCCUGAGAAUCCUUAUGGUCUCUCCGACGAAUAUUUCUGGGGGAUUUCCCCAAAGCAGGGUGAAAAAUUUAACAUAAAAUUUCUUAAACCUGAACAAGUAACUGGAAUAUAUAUAAAAUUUGGAUUGCCAGAGCAACCGGAUGAUAUUUUAUCAAAAGGUAAGCUUAAAAUUUCACAGAAUUGUUUAGACUGGAAAUACAUUAAAAAUAUACAUCAAAGAGUCAUAAAUCUGGAUGGAGUUUAUUCGAAUUGGCCACGUUACGUACAAUGUGUGACAAUAGAAGUGACUAGAACACAAUCGAUAUGGAUGAUCAUUCACGAAAUAUCUAUUUUUACUAAACGGGAAAUUUCCAUUUCUAAUGAUGCAAAUAAAAUAAAACAAAAAAGGGUUCAAAACAAAGUUUGAAGAAAUAAAUGUAUAAAAUUG
Molecule: messenger RNA, 1382 nt
Organism: Mytilus californianus (California mussel)
Lineage: Eukaryota; Metazoa; Mollusca; Bivalvia; Mytilida; Mytilidae
Product: alpha-1,6-mannosyl-glycoprotein 4-beta-N-acetylglucosaminyltransferase-like
Exons: 2
Coding region: 195-1361 (388 amino acids)
Biological process (GO): protein N-linked glycosylation
Molecular function (GO): acetylglucosaminyltransferase activity
Source: RefSeq, a predicted model, not a curated record